AUGAAUUCCUUUGCAGAAAUUAAAGAAGCGGUUCCCGUGGGCAACGGAUGUCCUGUUACUGCCCCAUGGCCCUGCCAACAGUACUUCUUUUGUCUCUCGUUUGCAUUCGUCUGCGAUGGAGAAAUCGACUGCCCUGAUGGCUACGACGAGAAUCCGCGUUUGUGUGUUGCGAAAAAUCGUCCAGCCGUUGCACUUUUGGAGGGUUUCAUCACGAAGUACAGACACUGGCUCGUUCCAAAGUACCUGGGGAACGGCGAGCCCAAAUUCAUUGCUUACAACCUCGCAAUUAGUCAAAACAUCGAGGACUACCGAAAGAACAUGCAGUUGACCGAGGAACAGUUCAAUAAUCUGGCUCGCCUUCUAGACGAGGUGGUGAAAGGCCGUCAAAUGGGUCUCCUGAUGCUGGGAAUGCCACUGCAGUCUUGGUCAGAAGUGUACAUUGUCCUUCGACCGGUGGCAAAGGGUCUUCUCUACUCCUCGUCCCACAACCAAUCCUGA
Molecule: messenger RNA, 498 nt
Organism: Mesocestoides corti
Lineage: Eukaryota; Metazoa; Platyhelminthes; Cestoda; Cyclophyllidea; Mesocestoididae
Source: the annotation of a GenBank genome assembly